AGGCGCGCGCUCCGCCUCUCGCGCGGCCCAUUGGCCGGAGGCUCCUUCACGCAGGGAGCACGAGGAGAAGGAGGAGAUUUUUGGGUUGCCCAGGAGGGGCCGACCCUUUUGGGCCGGUGGUGGCCACGGGCGGGGAAGGAGGUGGCGCAGCGCAGGUGGGAGAAUCGGUUGCCAUUUGCCCGAGCCGACGGCCUCUCCUCGCCUUCAGCGUUCUCCUCAGAAGCGUGGCGGCGGGAACUGUGCAUCGCCGUGCCCCGAGGGACAGCUCGAGUCUCUGGCCUCCUGUCUUGCACGCGGGUCUCGGGCAGGUAAAUCAGAUAAUUGAUUGAUAAACUUUGUAAAGUUGUUCAAGGAAGAUAUGGAAGUAGAAUAGAAAGCAGCGAGGAUUGGCAGUAAGCAUAGGCGACCGUCACAGAGUUAACAAAUUCAUCCCACAAGAGUAUGAUGAACACCUUACCUGUGUGCGAGUGACCCAAACAGAGUCUGCGCAGUUACAGUGCAGCCAGCGAUGUCUUGCGGCUUUCGUGCGUUCAGAGUUGGCAUCGCGUUUGUCCUGAUGGGCAUUUUUUAUAAGUCAGCGGCAAAUUCCCUGCCAGAACUGAGUCCGCAUGAGUAUUUCAGUACAUUGCAGCCAGGAAAAGCUUCUUUGGCUUAUUUUUGUCAAGCUGAUUCUCCAAGGACUUCUAUAUUUCUUGAAGAGCUAAAUGAAGCUGUUAGACCACUCCAGGACUAUGGCAUUUCAGUUACAAAGGUUAAUUGUAUCAAAGAAGAAACAUCAAGAUACUGUGGAAGAGAAAAAGGUUUGAUGAAAGUAUAUCUAUUCAGGGGAAAUAUCCUGCUCAGAGAAUUCCCUGCUGACACCUUGUUUGAUGAGAAUGCCAUCGUUGCUCAUGUUCUCUUUGCUCUUCUUUUUAAUGAAGUUAAAUAUAUUACUACCCCAGAAGACCUUCAGAAUACAGAAAAUGCCUUAAAAGGAAAAGCAAAUAUCGUCUUCGCAUACGUCAGAGCCAUUGGAACACCAGAGCACAGGGCAGUGAUGGAAGCUGCUUUUGUGGAUGGUACCACAUGUCAGUUUGCCUUAACCACAGAAACGGCCCUUUUGGAAAGCGUUGGCUCUGAGGAGAUAGAAUAUGCUCAUCUCUAUUUCUUUCAUUGUAAACUGGUAUUGGACUUGACUCAGGAAUGUAGAAGAAUAUUAAUGAAGCAGCCAUUGACUAUACUGAACAUUCACUUAUUUAUUAAAGCAAUGAAUGCACCUUUGUUGACAGAAGUGGCUGAAGAUCCUCAACGUGUUUCAACAGUUCAUUUGCAACUAGGAUUGCCACUGGUUUUUAUUGUUAGCCGGCAAGCAACAUAUGAGGUUGAUAAAAGAACUGCAGAAUGGAUUGCUUGGCGUCUUCUGGGAAAAGCAGGAGUUCUCCUCUUGUUAAGGGACUCUCUGGAAGUGAACAUUCCUCAACAUGCUAAUGUGGUCUUCAGAAGAACUGAAAAGGACUCACUUGUGGAAUUUCUGGUGUUACAUGAUGUCGAUUCAGUAAUAUCACAUGUGGAAAAUACUGUUCACAUUGAAGAAGUACAGGAAGACGAAGAACAUGAUGUGGAAGGACCAGACUUAGAGAUUCAAGAUGAUGAAGUAGCAGAAACUGUUUACAGAGAUAGGAAGAGACAGUUACCUUUGGAGCUGACAGUAGAACUAACAGAAGAGACUUUUGAUGGGACAGUAAUGGCUUCCGACACCCUGGUGCUUUUCUAUGCUGGCUGGCAGGCAGUAUCCAUGGCAUUCCUGCAAUCCUAUAUUGAUGUGGCAGCUAAACUGAAAGGCACUUCCUCUAUGCUUCUUACCAGAAUAAACUGUGCAGAUUGGACUAAUGCAUGCACUAAGCAAAAUGUCACUGAAUUUCCUGUUGUAAAAAUGUACAAGAAAGGCGAGACCCCUGUAACUUAUGCUGGUAUGUUAGGAACUGAAGAUCUCCUAAAAUUUAUUCAGCUCAACAGGAUUUCCUAUCCAGUGAAUAUAACUUCAGUCCAGGAAGCAGAAGAUUACUUAAAUGGGGAAUUACAUAAAGAUCUGCUGUCCUAUUCUAGUGUGUCAGUACUGGGACUGUUUAGUCCAACCAUGAAAACUGCAAAAGAAGACUUUACUGUAGCAGGAAGCUACCUAAGAGGAUAUGUUAUCACUGGAAUUUAUUCUGGAGUAGAUGUGUCAAUACUAUCAAAUAAAUAUGCUACAAGUCUUCCAGCCCUCCUGCUUGCCAGACACAAAGAAGGCACAAUAGAGAGCAUGUCAUUAGUUAACGCCCAUGCACAGGACAUAGUCCAAAUAAUAACAGAUGCAUCGCUGGAAACGUUUCCAGAAAUCACGGUGGAAAAUCUUCCCUCUUAUUUAAGACUUCAAAAACCAUUGCUUAUUCUGUUCAGUGAUGGCAACAUAAAUCCCCAGCAUGAAAAAACAGUGCUGGUGCUGGCAAAGCAGAAACACUUGGAUUCAUUUACUCCUUGCUGGUUAAAUCUAAAAAAUACUCCUGUUGGGAGAGCAAUCUUGCGCAUUUAUUUUGCCCCCGUGCCUCCUCUUCCUGUUCUUGUUGUGUUGAAUCUGCAAUCAGGAGGUCAAGUAUUUGCAUUUCCUUCAGACCAAGUCAUCACUGAACAAAGCCUCCUGUCAUGGCUUAAGAAAUUAGAAGCUGGAUUUGAAAAUCCUAUCACAACCUUGCCAGCUCAGGAAUGGAAGCCUCCGCUCCCAGCUUAUGAUUUUCUAAGUAUGAUGGAUGCUGCAACAUUUCAACAUCCCACUGGGAAAGCUCCCGCGUGUACGAAAGAACCUGAUGUGCAGGAGGGCGAUAAGGAACAUGAUGAAUCGACCACCCAAAGAGAAACAACCGAACCAAUGAGAACAAAGCAUUGGAAUAGAAAUAAUUGGUUUAAACAAGCAGAGAAAUCAUUGAGGAGAGAGAAAGAGUUAUGAUACACACAAGUAAGCUAGUCUCACAGAGAGUGCUUCCCCAAGUCUUCUGUCAUAUUUGAUAGGCUGAAGAACUUGUUCCAUUAACUAAUAAUACUAAAUCAUUUCUAGUGUCUCAACCAACACUCUGUUAACACAACCGUUUCUCAGCUAGAGUGCAGUUUUGCUCUGCAGGGAGGGAUGUUUGGCAAUGUCAAGAGAGAUUUUUGAUGUUGUAACUUACAGUUAUUGUUGGCAUCUAGGGAGCGGAGGCAGGGGUGUUGCUAAGUGCUUGCCCACAAGUACCCAACCCAAAAUGCCAGCAGUGGCAAGGCUGAGUAAUCAACUCAUGGCAGAUGGGGCUUGCUGUAUUUCCUGGUUGUGCUUAGUUACCACGUUGGAAAAAAAAAAAAUCUUACUGAAGAUAGACAUUGAUUGGCCUUACACUGAUUAUUAUCUGGGCACAACUCAUACUUUUGUUAUAAAUUUGUUUUUUUAUGGGAUUUUUCAGAAAGUGAUGAGGUAAAACCAGAAAAUGACAUGUAUCAGUACUGUACAGUAAUGCAUGUAUUUAUUUACUUACUUAUGUAAGUUAAAUUACUGGAUUUCUAACUGAACAGGAAUUAAAACUUUCUGCCAUCUCCCGUUCACAUAAAGGCUCCCUCAUCUGAGCCAUAUCUGCAUUCUUCCUACGUAAGCUUUGGAUGAGUCAGUUGAUCUCUGCAAUCAAUAGGAAAUGCUACCUAACAGCAAGCAUGUGGAAAUAUGUAACUGGUUAAUCAUUAUGCCAGCACUGUUGAC
Molecule: messenger RNA, 3739 nt
Organism: Ochotona princeps (American pika)
Lineage: Eukaryota; Metazoa; Chordata; Mammalia; Lagomorpha; Ochotonidae
Gene: TXNDC16
Product: thioredoxin domain containing 16
Exons: 21
Coding region: 509-2962 (817 amino acids)
Source: RefSeq, a predicted model, not a curated record